Messenger RNA from Fusarium pseudograminearum CS3096, 3495 nucleotides. RefSeq lists its product as uncharacterized. The transcript is spliced from 9 exons. Bases 1 to 3495 code for a protein of 1164 amino acids. The record is from RefSeq and is a predicted model, not a curated record. Lineage: Eukaryota; Fungi; Ascomycota; Sordariomycetes; Hypocreales; Nectriaceae. Gene Ontology annotation, cellular component: membrane.
AUGCCCUGGCAACGUUGGAUCAUUGUUCUCUACCUUUGCUGUGGUCUUAUCCUCAUCCGAUCCAUAUAUCGAGUCAUUGAGUAUGCCACCGGCCCUCUCGGCGUUGUCCAAAGUACCGAGAUAUACUUUUACGUCUUUGACUCUGGAUCCAUUUUUAUCAUCACCUGUCUUUUCAACAUUUUCCAUCCUCGGCAACUGGCUACAGUGUCUAAAGACGAUUUACCAGACCCUGAGACUAUCAUUAUCACACCAUCAAAACCUCUAUCUCGAUAUCCACCGCAGGCACCUCCUCGAUACCUGCAACCUCCACCUUUUCUUCCCUCACAUGCCAAUUUGAGAAAUCGAGACGGUAGAUUGGUGGCACGAAAGGAAGCAAUGGAGGAGUGUCUAGCUUUUGAGAAAGUCUAUUUACCACAACAAGUUGUUUCCUAUGUUACAGAGUUUAGUGGGAAAUUAGAAUACAAUACGCCAGCUACCGCGAAGGCCGCCAAGAAGGCCAAGGAAGCAGGCUGUGUUUACAAGGUUGUAGCAGAUUGUGGCUAUCUCGCUGGUUUCGAAACCCCGCCAAAUGAAUCUUACAACCCUGUCAUUCCUUACCGUACAGAACACAAUUUGCCAUCGGCAAUGCAAUCCACCUAUUCAGAUAUCUCAGGUGGCCCUUCUACUUCGACAACUCCUCUUCAACCCGAUACAGAUUCCAUACGGUUCCAUGGUAUCCGUUCGUCUUCAAUCACAACCCAGACCCAAUCACAAGAUGAUGUUACUACUUCCCAACCGCACAAGACGUCCGACGCUAUUUCGCCUCUUAUUCGUCCCAGAUACCUCUGCUAUGUCACCGACUUUGAGAACAGAAGGUUCGAGACAGUUAAAGUGUCGGAUUAUAUCAAGGAGCAUGAGAACGAAAAUGUCGAUCUCGAAUUUGUCUUCGUCUCAUACACGCGCGUUCAGUUCCGAGUCGCUACGGAUGAAGAGAUCGACAACUACAUAUAUGCUUCCGAAGCGGAGAGGAACGCCAAUAAACAACUCGCCCACAGGGAUCGCCAGCAGUUAAUUGACUGGGGCAUUGAUGCAGCUAGGCGAGCUGGCAAGAAGUCAUUUUGGCUUGAUUUCGAAUGUAUUCGCAGUCAAGAUGGUAUUGCACGAGCUACGAGUAGUAGUGGCGAUGUAUAUCAUAUUUGUGAUAUCGUUCGAGCCGCACAUUCUAUGAUAAUUGCCAUCGCCCCUUCUACCGAAGACAAAAUCGCAUCUAUCCUCAACAGCAGGGAUCUCGAGGCAUUCUCCCCAAACAAGGUGACGCCUUGGCUACAACAAUGGGGCUCCCGACUGUGGACGCUACCAGAGCUUUUACUCUGUCCGAAUGAGCAUCGUAUCCAGCUAUACAUCGCUUCUGAUACUUCUGAGCCAAUGAGAAUGGCGAAACGGAACUUUGCUGAGCGUGCAUGGGAAGAUGCCAUUGUUGUGCAAGAGCUCGUCCAUCAUUUUGAGGGAUCGGCAACGUUGACUACGACCCAGCUCAUGGAGGCUGCUUUUGAAUGCUUCUCGAGGCGACAGACGGAUCAGUUCAGCCAGGGUGACAUCACCUAUGCCAUCAUGGGUCUUUUUUCUCGUAGACACCGUCCAACUGUUGAUAAGGGAGACUCAGGAUUACAGGCAUUUGCGAAACUUGCGUUUAAAAACGACUGCGGUGCAUUCCUGAGUCGCGUUAUCUGUUUCGAUCCUCCACCAUCCGGCCCCUGGUAUAGUUCGGUGGAUCUCCGUGGUAGGCAACUUAUCGAGGUGCAUCCUCAAGUCACUGAUGUCUUGGGUCCCGAUGUUCUGCUCCUGGACAAUGUCUACGGAGCCAUGAUAGACUGGGAUAACCUUGAUCCUGAGAGUGAUAUUACAAGACUCCGUCUUGGCGACAUUUACAACGGUAUAAACUUCGUAUUCGUCGAAUCAUUCGUCGUCUUAUGCUUACUGCUAUGCUUUUUGGCCUUUGUACUGAAAAUCGUACCCACAGGAUACGAGUUGUUCAUCUCUAUAGCAGGGCUUAUUUUAUGGAUCUGCGCCAGUGUUGCUAUCAUUCGCACCUUUAUUCUACUGAAAAGCUCUAUUUCCGCGGCUGGUACUGCUCCAUCGGGUCGACUGAUCGGUAUAGAGGGAAGAGUGAGUGUCAACAUGAUUGAGGAAUAUCUAUGGGGCUUCAACCAUGGCAGGCUCAAGAUAAUGGAACCUCAACAAGACUCAUUCAUAUCAAGACCAGAACGGGUCACUCCGGGUGACGCUGGUGCCUACGACUUCACAAUUGUUGAUACCCGGCUGAUGACAAUCACAUACAUUGUCAGUGACGAGCCGCCAACUGCAGUGCUUGUAUUGAGAAAACGAGACGGUCUGUACGGCCAAUUUCUUUGCUCAUAUGAUUCAGAGCAGCAAGCCUUUCACCGCCAUUCUGUUUUUAGAACGGACUUGAAAGGAGUCGAGGACUUCCAUAAACACAAGGGAAUACGACUCUCACUCGACUUACUUACCGUGCAGACCUCGAGGCCGACUUUGCAGAACAUCCGUCCAGAUAAUCGACGAGCCACUAAUCGCUUCAAUGAUGCUACUGAAAAGAGCAUAGCUGCAGAUGUGCCUAAGAGAUGGCGGGUCUUGAUAUUUAUGUACUUCUUUCUAGUCUCUCUGCAACCCCCACUCUUGCCACCAUAUGAGUUUGAGAGUUGGGCCAACCAAUAUAGGUCACUCGGAUACGCCUUGUCCUUUGCCAUCGCUCAGCCCUGGGCUUACUUCCUGUUAUCAAAAUAUUCUCUUCACAAAUGCUGGUUUUGUAUAGCUUCCCUGAAAGGUUAUCAAGGACUUUUCUAUUUACCUGUUACGCAUUACGCUUACUGCAAGAUCAAUCUCCGCUUGAUUGCGUUGUCGAUUGUUGUUCUCCUCCAGCCAAUAGUGGGUGACGAUCUAUUUUGGCCAAUAUACGGUGGCAAAUACUACGAAUUUAUGUGCGAAGUAGUAAAAGGAUUCAUUAGUGGUCUCGAGAUACCAUGCAUGGUAGCCAUUGCAUGGACCUGGUUCACUCUGGAGGAACUACCAUUAAUACUACUUGCACUGACUCUCACUGGCGAGAAGUUUCUGGUACUAGCUUCCGGAUCAUCGAUUCACCAAUGGUACCCAUACCUGAUGGUAAUUAUUGGUAUCGGUCUAUGCAAAAUUCCAUCGACUAUCCAUACAUGCCUAAUUGGUAGCCCAGAUGAGGUCAGCUGGCUAUCAGCCAAAGAUAAAAUAUCCUACAAGGAAAUGUCUGCAAAUAAGGCAUCACAGAUUGCAAGACAGACUAUGCAACGACGAUUGAUUCGAUACUUAUUGGUCUUUGUGUUCUCCGCAAUCACAAAGUUCGAUGUUCACAGAAACUAUGUGGCAGGAUACACUGAUGGAUUCGGAGUGUUGCAUCUUAUAAUUGUCAUUCUAACACAGUCUAGUUAUAUGGUCAUUUACGAUCUCGCACUCGUCAACUAUAGCUGA